Recurvomyces mirabilis is the source of this 2247-nucleotide messenger RNA. RefSeq lists its product as uncharacterized. Gene Ontology annotation, molecular function: protein binding; guanyl-nucleotide exchange factor activity. Gene Ontology annotation, cellular component: cytoplasm. NCBI's taxonomy places the organism in Eukaryota, Fungi, Ascomycota, Dothideomycetes, Mycosphaerellales, Teratosphaeriaceae. The record is from RefSeq and is a predicted model, not a curated record. The coding region runs from base 1 to 2247 and encodes 748 amino acids. The transcript has a single exon.
AUGAACAUUCUCGACCUUCCAGUCGACAUACUGCUGCUCAUCUUUCCACGGCUGGAUGCCACGAGCUUCCUACACCUCACUUCAACAUGUAAAUCACUCCACCAGUCCGAGUUCGUCCAUGAUGCUCAAUUCUGGUCCAACAUAGUCCGGGAUACCUUCCGUGUCCCCAACCAACCUCAAGUUCAGCACGAUGGGAAACGCUGGCAGAAGCUGUACAAACGCCUACUCACGCAGAGCAGGAUUUACACUUGGGGUAGCAACGACAAAGCGUGUCUAGGCCACUCCUUCGAGGCACCGCAGACAGCCCACCCUCAUGUACCUGGUCUGAUCGUGCGUAGAGCACCAGGCCACCGUAGAAGACAUGUUAGCUGGCCAGCGGAAAUGGAAGGCACGGAGAACUUGGGUGUGGUAGCCGAUGUGCAGUGUGGUGGGUGGUCAACCAGUAUGCUUACUGCCAAAGGUGCGGUGUACACCGUCGGUGUCAUGGACGGUGAGCAAUUCAAUCAGAGAAGACCACCGUACAUGCAAGCCAUCAAGAUGCAACCUACACCACUACGAUAUCCUCCUGGCUUCACCCAAGCUGCCGAGAGACAUGACAACAAGACUGCGAUCAAGCAGUUCUCAACAGGUAGAUCUCAUGUCCUUGGCUUGUCAGAUAGUGGUCGAAUAUGGAGCUGGCAGGACAUCGAUCAUGCUGCACUGCACGUCAAGUUCUUACACCAUGAGACGAAAGAAGAAGUAUCUGCAGGUCGAGGCACGGUGCAUAAAGUCGUCGGUGGCUGGAACAAGAGUGUCGCAUUAGUCGAAGGGUGUGGCAUCGUACUCUGGGAUCCAUUGAGACGUGGACACGAUGAUACAGCCAUCGAAGACACUGCACUCGUCAUGGAGACCGCCGUGGUACCCAACACCACUUAUCGGCAGACCCGAGGCAAAGAGGACACUGCCGCUCCAGGCACAAUCGACAGCACGGCCGAGAUCAUUGGAGAGGUGCAGAGCAUCGUUGCUCUCGAGGAAAUAGUGCUCUUCAACACUCAUCUUGGGAAGCUCUUUAUCUCGAGCAUAAUCUGGACACGUGAUGAACAGCGCCUUAGCGAACCUUUCGAGCUCGACGUAACGCAAGGCGUGGAGAACGCAGAUGUGUUCGUUACGGAUGUACAAGGCUCCUUCCGCUCCUUCGCCGUCUUCUUGAAAGAUGGCACUGUGCUAACCAGCAAUCAAGAUCGUGCCUUAGAUGCGUUGCACAGCACCGGAAGUCAGGACCCACUUUUCAAGUCUGUCGCUGCUCUUCAGCACAAAGAUGUCAUUAGCGUGGCCUUUGGCGACUACCACUUCCAUGCUCUUCACGCGCCAGGCUACAUCACGAGCUACGGCAACGAACCUCAAGCCUGUGGUGCAUUGGGCUUAGGUGGCCACGGCGAUCCUGAAGGUCGACUGCGUGGUAUGCGUUACCAAGGGAUUGGUGGCGAUGGUCGCCUCCUGCCACACGCAUACUCCGAAGGCCGCCGAGUCUGGUUCGAAGAGGAGAAGCGGGAUUGGAUCACCUUCUUGACAGCUGGUGGUGUUAACCCGGCUGAAGCUGCACCACGUUUGAGGAUGGCGCUUGGUAGCCCUGGUAUGGAUUGCCAGGGUGAAAUUAGCGAGUGGAUUGAACAGCAAGGCAGAGACUGGGAGGACAAAUUUGAUGUGCGAAGUGAAGAGGACGAUGGCUUGGGUGCCUAUUUCGCACUCAGUGUCACUGCUGCAGGUUGGCAUUCGGGCGCUCUUGUACUUGUCAACGAAGACCUUGCCGCGAAGGUGCAAGCUGCGUGCGAAGUGCGAGACCCUGCUUUGGUGGAGGAGGAAGAGGAAGAGGCACAGCCAGGAGCAGAUGAGCUCCAAGCUGACUACGAGGAGGAGUCCACAUCCGCAGCCAGUCCCUCACUCCUCGCCUCAGCUACAGCAAUAGCAUACGACUGGGGCCGUUGGUUCCUGGGCCUCCCACCUUACAACAGUGCAGCAGGAUCUCAACAGCACUUGCGCGAUACACUCGCAGCUCGCAACAAGGCAAGACGCGCAGCAGAGCGGAUCGAACAGAUCCACUCUCCACGCAAUUAUGGCGAGUCGCCGCGCAAAGGGUACAAGUACGUAUGGGCCAACGACCACUUUCCUCGGUUGAGGUUGACCAAUGGUGUCGAGAUGCCUGGAGAGGUGGAAUUCGAUGAGUGGCGCUUUGCACGGCCAGAGUUUGAUGUGCAUGCUGGUGUGUGA